This is a messenger RNA of Limulus polyphemus (Atlantic horseshoe crab), 1947 nucleotides long. RefSeq names its product cytochrome P450 18a1-like. The record is from RefSeq and is a predicted model, not a curated record. Gene Ontology annotation, biological process: xenobiotic metabolic process. Gene Ontology annotation, cellular component: intracellular membrane-bounded organelle; cytoplasm. Bases 1 to 1947 code for a protein of 648 amino acids. Gene Ontology annotation, molecular function: oxidoreductase activity, acting on paired donors, with incorporation or reduction of molecular oxygen, reduced flavin or flavoprotein as one donor, and incorporation of one atom of oxygen; heme binding; iron ion binding. Lineage: Eukaryota; Metazoa; Arthropoda; Merostomata; Xiphosura; Limulidae. The transcript has 9 exons.
AUGUGUGAUAACUUAUAUGAAGAAGAUUAUGACGAUUUAUCUUCAGAGGAUGGUCCAGAAGGAGAAGAUGGUGAUGAUAGAGAUUCAGAUGACAUUCAACUUGAAGAAGCUUGUAUCGAAGCUGAAAUAGAAAAUAAACGCAGCGAGGCCGAACAAGCUCGUAUCGAAGCCAACAAAGGGAAAGAAAAAGCUCGAAUCGAAGCCGAGAAAGAAGCUCGAAUCGAAACUGACAAAGAGAAAGAAGAAGCUCGAAUCGAAACCGAGAAGGAACAAGUUCAUAUUGAAGCCGAGAAAGAACGAGCCAGCAUUGAAGCUGAAAGGGAAAAUAAACGUCUCGAGGCCGGGCGUGACCAAACUGUUAACGUGUCGGGCUGUGAAUCGAAGGUUCUGGACUCAGAAUGUGAUAUCGCCGAAGAUGCUCCACACUUUAUACAAUCCCUCCAAAAAUAUUUUCCUUCUACUGUGACGCUGUUUCUUGUUUUCUUCAUGGUCCUCUUUCUAACACGACUAACGUUUUUCUGCCACAGCCGACUGCCACUACCUCCUGGACCACGCGGCCUUCCACUUCUAGGGUCUCUUCCUUUCCUGGGUAGGGAUUUCCACUUGACCCUAACCUCACUAGCUCGAAGUUAUGGUCCCAUCUACCAGAUGUUUUUAGGCCGUAAACGAGUAGUGGUCCUCAAUGAGCCUCAGAUGGUUCGGCAAGCGUUCCGUCAGAAUGUGUUUUCAGGCCGUCCGGACACCGAACUUACGAAACUGUUGCAAGGUUAUGGUAUCAUCAAUUCGUCUGGAGCUCUGUGGCGCGAACAGCGUGCAUUUCUUCAUUGCGUCAUGCGACAAUUUGGCGCGAAAAACAUUGGCCCAGGAAAGCCCGCUCUUGAAAAAAAAGUGAAGGAUCAAGUCUUAGAAUUUUUAUAUGGAAUUUCUGAGCUAAACGGGACUCCUUACAGACCACGUGCAGCAAUUGCACGUGCCGUCAGUAACGUAGUUGGCUCUUUACUAAUGAGUGUCACUUAUUCAAAGGAAGAUACACGUUUCACACGUCUCUUGGAGCUCAUAGAAGAAGGGUUUAGUUUACUAACUCUGGCCGUUCCCGUAAACUUCAUCCCCGUAUUGCGGUACAUACCAGGUGGUAGCUACGCUUACCAAAAGAUUAAACAGAACCGUGAAGAGACAGCAGCAUACUUUCAAGAAGUAGCCGAGGAACACAAGCACACUCUAGACCCACAGGAGCUUCGGGACUUUGUGGACGCCUACUUAGUUCAGCUUCAAGAGAACCAAGAUGAUAACAAAGAGUCAUAUUUUUCAGAAAUGCAACUUCUGCAAGUAAUGGGCGACAUUUUUAGUGCGGGACUGGAAACAGUGACGUCAACACUUGAAUGGGCAAUUCUAUUCCUUGUAAGAAAUCCUGAUAUUCAAAACCGUGUACAAGAAGAAUUAGAUGUCGUUGUAGGGCGCAACCGUUUACCUAGCUUAGCUGAUCAAAGAGAUCUUCCAUACACAGAAGCUACAAUUUUGGAAGUGUUAAGAAGAGCCAACGUUAUCGCCCUAGGAAAUGCUCAUGCCACGCUUGAAGAUACAGAGCUUGCAGGUUACCAUAUUCCCAAAGACACUCAUGUACUACCCAAUCUGUGGGCCAUCCAUAUGGACCCUGAACUCUGGCCCGAACCGGAAGUUUUUAAACCAGAAAGGUUCUUGUUGGACGGGAAAGUAUCUAAACCAGACUUUUUUAUGCCAUUCUCCGUGGGUAGGAGGAUAUGCCUUGGAGACGUUCUCACAAAGAUGGAAUUAUUUCUGUUUUUAACUGGACUUUUGCAUCAGUUCAACUUGAGAGUUCCCGAGGGGGAGGAGCUUCCCAGCACGGAAGGCGUGGUAGCCGUGUCGUUGACGCCUAAACCUUUCCAAGUUCGUGCUUUACAACGAAACAAAACCUUGUUAACAGUGUGA